This is a messenger RNA of Amborella trichopoda, 1389 nucleotides long. RefSeq lists its product as uncharacterized. The record is from RefSeq and is a predicted model, not a curated record. NCBI's taxonomy places the organism in Eukaryota, Viridiplantae, Streptophyta, Magnoliopsida, Amborellales, Amborellaceae.
CUUUAAAUUCAAAACCCACCCCUUUCCUCCGACGUGGGAAAAUAAUAUGCUAAGAAUCUUCUCUCUCUAUAAAAGUGCACACUCGCUUUCUCGCUCUAAACAAAGUUCAAAAGAGAAGCUAAAGGUUCAGAAAAAAAAACUCGCUCUCUCUUGAAAGGAAAAAGAAGAUUCAGAUUGAGAAAUGGUGGCCUUUAGGGCUUACUCCCCUUUGAAAGGACUACAGAUCGAAGAACCUCUCUCUUCUUCUCUCUCUUCUUCCUCAUCAUCUUCGAAGAACUGUAGAGUGAGAGUGAGGAAGGGCCUUCAUGGGCCUUGCGGUAACAGCUUUUGUGGUGGCGGCGGGGGCGGUAAAGAAAACCUGUGAUGGCUUCGACUACGGAGAGUUUAUUAGUGGAGGAGAGGCAGGCAGAGAAGAGUGUUGAUCUGAAGCCGAUUGUGGAAGAGUUUGCGGGUCGUUUGGUGAAGGUUAUGAGGAAUUUGAAUGGAAAAGCUUCGAGAUUCAGAGCACAGAGAUUUGUCGAAAGGGCCAUUAUCGAUUGCCGGUUUUUCACACUAAUUGGCGUCGCUGGAUCACUCCUUGGUUCCAUUCUUUGCUUUCUUGAGGGUGUCUUCCUCGUAUUGGAAUCGUUUGUGGAGUAUUUUAAAGUUGUCAUGUGGCGAAGGUCGGAUGAAGGCCAGAUGGUCCUCCUGCUAAUGGAAGCCAUAGACAUGUUUUUUGUUGGAACUGCAAUGCUCAUAUUUGGAAUGGCGUUACACGAGCUUUUUAUAAGAUCGAAGGACAUCAACACAGAAAAUGAAUCAUCCAUGUCAAGCUCCAAUCUCUUUGGUCGCUUCCAUCUCAAGGGUAGACCAGCAUGGAUGGAAAUGGGGUCAGUAGGGGAUGCAAAGACAAAGAUAGGGCAAGCAGUUGUGAUGGUUUUGCAGGUUGGGGUGCUUGAAAAGGGCAAGAAGGUGCAGCUCCUUAGUGGCCUUGAUAUGGCCUGUUUUGCAGGGGCAAUUUUGGCAUCUGCAGCUUGUAUCUUCAUUCUCUCAAUGCUAUCCUCAUCAAAUAGAGGCCCAAUAAGGUGGUGGAAAUAGAAUCUAUGCAAUUGAGUUCACAUGUGGAGUAAAUGAAAACAGGAAAAAAAAGAAAAGAAAAAAAGACUGUAAACAACUACAAGGUUUUUUGACAAUUAUAGUCAAGGGAAAUAGGGAAAAGAAAAGAAUAGAUAUAGACAAAUAUAGGAUCAAUUUGUAUCUUCUUUUUUUUUGUAAAAUAUUCUUUGUCAGAAAAUAAGGUGAGAGAACUCUUUUGUAUUAGAACUUAUUCAUGCAAAAGAAAUGUAAAUUUUGCUAUAUGAGAUGGCAAAGUUCACAAAUGAAUGCAUGCAUUGUAUGGAUUGUCACAAA